Mobula hypostoma (lesser devil ray) is the source of this 11202-nucleotide messenger RNA. It is a transcript of the gene kbtbd3, whose product is annotated as kelch repeat and BTB (POZ) domain containing 3. NCBI's taxonomy places the organism in Eukaryota, Metazoa, Chordata, Chondrichthyes, Myliobatiformes, Myliobatidae. The transcript has 4 exons. Gene Ontology annotation, molecular function: protein binding. The record is from RefSeq and is a predicted model, not a curated record. Bases 260 to 2062 code for a protein of 600 amino acids.
CUCGGCACCUGGUUCGUCACAUCCGCCCGGCGCCUGCUGCCGUUGCCGCUGCGUCCCAGUGCGCCCGGGCCGGCUUGGUCGCUAAGGUAGUGCGGUCCUCGGGCUCAGCACCGGUGUUCUGUGGUGACUCUCUGUCAGAUCGGGCCGUGCUCCCUCCGUUUGUGUCGGGCACCUCGUCAACCGUGUUCGACACAAAAUACAGGUCAAGAUUUCAGUGUAUGACUACGCAUUUCUAUUAGAGAAGUAAACCAAGUCAAUCAUGGAUUCAGUUUCUAGGGCUGUUUGCAAUGGAGUGACUGAGAAGAGAGCUAUCUCUCUGCUGGCUGAGACUCAUGGACAGCAGGUUUUGAAUGUACUUCAGAACUUCCGGGAGCAGAAUGUAUUUUUUGAUUUCACAAUAUUUGUCAAAGGAGAAAAGUUCCCAUGUCACAGGUGUAUUCUUGCUGCAUGCAGUGAUUUCUUCAGAGCCAUGUUUGAAGUUCACAUGAGGGAAAGGGAUGAUGGGAGUGUAAAAAUCACUAAUUUGUCUCCGGAGGCUGUGAAGGCAUUUCUGGAUUUUGCUUACACAGGGCACGCAGAGAUUUCUGAGACCAAUGUUGAAAUGUUCUUUCAGAUGUCUUCAUUUCUUCAAGUAUCAUUACUAGCUAAAGCCUGCAGUGAAUUUCUUAUCAAAACCCUUGAUCUCACCAAUUGCUUACAACUUCUGUCUUUGUCUGAAAGUUAUGGUUCUACUGCUUUGUACAAUCGUGCUUUGUUAUUUGUAGUGCAGCAUUUUGCUCUGCUGUUAAAAUCAAAUGACUUUUUAGAAAUGAAUGCUGGACUGCUAGAAAAAUGCCUUGAAGCAGAUGCAUUGCAUGUCCCUGAUGAGGACACUGUUCUGAAUGCCCUUCUUCUCUGGACUCGAUAUGAUGCUGAUUCAAGAGAAAAACAUUUGCCUCAGCUGAUUAAUCUGGUAAGGUUGCAUCAGCUGUCCAAAGAAACCCUGGAGGAUUUUAUGAAAUCUGAAAGUUUAUUAGUAAAUAAUCCUAAAUGCAUAGAAUCUAUUAAUGAUGCUCUGAACAAACUUAAGGAGUUUAAUGGGCUCUUUCCUGAUGCAAGACCAUCUACAACAGAGAAAUACAUAUUUGUUCACAAAACAGAAGAAACCAGUAUGGUUAAACAUACAUUCUGUUAUAACAUUGAGAGUGAUACCUGGAAAGAAUUGCCUGCUACAAAUAUUAUUGAUUUUCCUGGAUCAAGUUUGGUCACCUUUGGAGAAAAAAUAUUUAUUACUGGAGGAUGUAAUGUUAGUUGCAGUAGAUCCAUACGACUCCAUAUUGCAGAAAGAUGUCAUGAUGCAACUGAUCAGUCAUGGUGCUAUUGUCCAAGGACCAACAAUUUCAAUCCAGUUUCAUCAAUGAAAAACUCUCGGACCAUGCACACAUCAGUUAUCGUGAUGAACCAGCUUUUUGUAGUAGGUGGGAAAACCAGAGGAGCAAGAGAAAUCCGGACUCUUUUAAAUGUUGAAGCUUACAAUCCUCUUACCAAAGAAUGGAGAUCAGUGAGCCAUUUGCCAAGAGGGAUUUAUUAUCCAGAAGCAAGUGCCUGCAAUGACAUUAUAUAUGUCCUUGGAUCUGAGGUAGAAAUAGCUGAUGUCUUCAAUCCAUCAUUGGAUUGUUUCUUCAAAUACAAUGUGUCUUCCGAUCAAUGGUCAGAACUUGUUGCAGAAUUUGGCCAGUUUUUUCAUGCUACUCUAGUGAAAGCUGUCCCAGUAAACUGCACUUUGUAUAUUUGUGAUCUUUCUACUUACAAAGUCUAUAGUUUUUGUCCGGAUACCUGUGUUUGGAAAGGUGAGGGCUCAUUUGAAUGUGCAGGUUUCAAUGCUGGAGCUGUUGGGAUUGCAGACAAAAUUUAUAUUUUGGGUGGGGAUUAUGCUCCUGAUGAAAUUACAGAUGAGGUCCAAGUGUACCACAGUAGUAGAUCUGAAUGGGAGGAAGUAUCUCCAAUGCCCAGGGCUUUAACAGAGUUUCAUUGUCAAGUAAUUCAGUUCAAUAGAUAUCAAGAUCCCUGGAAAGCUCAAUGAUAAUCACUGUUGUUAGUUGACAAAUUAUUUAGUCCAAUUAUUUAUUUAAAUUCUAUUUUUUUAAUUUAAACUCUUUUUAACUUAAAAUAUUCAUUUCCAAGCACACCUUUUCCUUCCCCCAUGUUUUUUUUUGUGGCAAUCAGUUUUUCUUAGUAAGACCAAUUUCAAGAUUCCUGAUUUUAUUUAAUUACUUGAAUAUUCAAUUCAUUCGAUUCUAUGUCUGGAGUCAGAUGUAUGCUUCUACACCAGCAGAGAAUUCUGUUUUCCAGCCCAGAUCUUUGACUGUUUAGUACAGUAGCUUAACCACUUUACUGCAAUACUUCAUAGAUAGAGGCUGGAAUUUGAUUCCAUGAACACAGUAUAUGUUGGUUCCUUAUCCCGUGAUCUGUCUUCAACUUGAGUUCCAUGUCAUUAAAUUUUACAGGCCAGUUGACAGUGUUUAAUCCUUUUCUUAUUUGAAGUAACUCUUCAUGCAUUUUGUAACAUACAUCAGUGGAGAGCAGUGAAUAGCUAUUCUCCCUUGGCAUGGGAACAAUCUGGGGUUAAUUUUCAUUGUUUCCAACAUCAGAAGAGCAUAUUGACUUUCAAGCAUAAAUAAUAAGCAUUACUAGUGAGUAAACACUUGUUCACAGUUGUGAUGUAUAGCCUCCCCAGCCUGCCCUCCGAUAUUUUAGGCAAGUAUUUUGAUUUCAAAAAGGAAUGUUCAUUCACCCAUUGAAAAAUGAUGGCUGGUUGUGUGUAUUUGCAAGGCUUUCAGUGACCCACAAAAUGAAUUCUCUGAUUCUGUGACAUAUCAGUGGUGCUCCUGGUGAGCAUUUUAAAGGCAAAAGUAUGCAUUUUCAUUCUUUUGAAUUGCACUGGGAUCUGUAAAGAAUUGAUUGUGAAACUUUCUAGGAGAUGGCUGACAUUAUCAUAUGCUUGCAGCUGUGUUCUGAGUACAAAAGUUCAAUGCCACAGGGGUUUGAUAACUUGAUAAAGCCAUCAAAAAGCAGUGAAUAUAUUUUUGUUGUUGUAUUUGGCCUGCAAUACCUUUUGUGUUUAAGCGUGUAUGUGGCCAUCACUGCACGCACUUCUCUCCAUUUAAAAGACCAUAAGACAUAGGAGCAGAAUUAGACCAACUGGCCCAUCGAGUCUGCUCUGCCAUUCAAUCAUGGCUGAUUCUUUUUUUUUAUCCCCUCCUCAGCAACACUGCCCAGCCUUCUCCCUGUAACCUUUGAUGCCGUCUCCAAUCAAGAAUCUAUCAAGCUCUGCCUUAAAUGCACCCAAUGACCUGGCCUCCACAGCUGCCUAUGGUUAUACAUUCCACAAAUUCACCACCCUCUGGCUAAGGAAAUUUCUCUACAUCUCUCUUUUAUAUGGACGCCCCUCUACCCUGAGGCAGUGCCCUUUUGUCCUAGACUCUCCCGCCAUGGGAAACAUCCUUUCCACAUCUUCCACAUCUACUCUGUUUCAGCCUUUCAACAUUCGAAACGUUUCAAUGAGAUCCCCCCCGAUCUUUCUAAAUUCCAAUGAGUACAGACCCAGAGCUAUCAAACGUUCCUCGUAUGAUGAUCCUUUCAUUCCCGGAUUCAUCUUUGUGAACCUCCUCUGAACCCUCUCUAAUGCCAGCACAUCUGAGGAGCCCAAAACUGUUCACAGUAAUCAAGGUGAGGCCUCACCAAUGCUUUAUAAAGCCUUAGCAUCACAUCCCUGCCCUUGUAUUCUAGACCUCUUGAAAUGAACGCUAACAUUGCAUUUGCCUUCCCUACCACUGACUCAACCUGCAAGUUAACCUUUAGGGUGUUCUGCAUAAGGGCUCACAAGUCCAUUUGCAUCUCAGAUUUUUGGAUUUUCUCCCCAUUUAGAAAAAUGUCCGCAGGUUUAUUUCUUCUACCAAAAAGCAUGGCCAUGCAUUUUCUAACAUUGUAUUUCAUUUGCCACUUUCGUGCCCAUUCUCCUAAUCUAAGUUCUUCUGCACCCUACCUGUUUCCUCAACACUACCUGCCCCUCCACCAAUCUUCGUAUCAGCUGCAAACUUGGCAACAAAGCCAUCUAUGCCAUCAUCUAAAACAUUGAUAUACGGCAUAAAAGUAAGUGGUCCCAACAUCAAACCCUGUGGAACACCAAUAGUCACUGGCAGCCAACCAGAAAAGGAUCCUUUUAUUCCCACUCUGCUGCCUCCUACCAAUCAGCCAGUGCUCUGACCAUGCCAGUAACUUUCCUGUAAUAUCAUGGGCUCUUAAGUUGGUAAGCAGCCUCAGAUAUGGCACCCUGUCAAAGGCCUUCUGAAAGUCCAAAUUUACAACAUCCACUGCAUCCCCUUUAUCUAUCCUAUAUGUAAUCUCCUCAAAGAAUUCCAACAGGUUCAUCAGGCAAGAUUAUUUUCCCUUUAGAAAACCAUGCUGACUUUGUCCUAUGUCACCACGUACUCCAUAACCUUAUUCUUAACAAUUGACUCCAACAUCUUUCCAACCACUGAGGUCAGGCUAACUGGUCUAUAAUUUCCUUUCUGCUGCCUUCCUCCUUUCUUAAAGAGUGGAGUGACAUUUGCAAUUUUCCAGUCCUCUGGCACCAUGCUGGAGUCCAAUGAUUUUUGAAAGAUCAUUACUAAUGCCUCCACGAUCUCUACUCCUACCUCUUUCAGAACCCUAGGAUGCAGUUCAUCUGGACCAGGUGACUUGUGUACCUUUAAACCUUUCAGCUUUUUGAGCACCUUCUCCCUUGUAAUAGUAACUGCACUCACUUCUCUUCCCUCACGCACGUCAACAUCUGGCACACUGCUAGUGUCUUCCACAGUGAGGAUUGAUGUGAAAUACUCACUUAUUUCAUCUGGUCUAGUCUGUCAUUGUCCCAGCACUUUCCCCUAUUCCAGUCACCUGUUGCAGAUGGCCUCACAAUACGUGUCAAAAAGCAGUCUCUGUUCAGUUGACUGCAAAUGGAAACUACUCUUGUCUAUGGAAUUUACUCAUUUGCUUCUCACUGAAGCCACACCAUUGCACGUGAAUAACUCUCCCAUUCUUCUCUCAGCUUGUACUUCAUUCCAGCAUGCACACUAAAUGAAUUUUCUUCAGUGAUGUACAACUCCUCACAAGAUAAUUCUUUACAAGUACCACAUGCUAACAUUCCAACUCAUUGAAGGAAAAGAAUUUCAAUCUUGAAGCAUGUUGACCUUUUCUGAUUAUCGAUUUUAAAAAAAGAUCAGUGUCAAGCAGCUCAUAGCAAAACUCAGCAAGUUUGCUUUUCACUUUUGUUCUUUUACCAACUAACAUUUCUGUGCUGCCAGUCAUCUGUAUAACUUUUUUCCAAAACAGAUGAACAUUUUCCCUUUGUAUUUGUUGCCAAGAUUCAGAGCCUUGAAGGAAAUCAGUAAUCAAAAGGGGGCACUGUUGUACUUUGGAGGCACCAACAUGUGAAUUAACACUUCAGUUCAGAUAAAUUUAUGGUGAUUUAUAGAGCAUAGGUUAAGAUGUGCUAGUGAAAAGAAUAGCUGAGGAUAUGGUUCAUUAGGGGAAAGUCUGGAUGUUUGGAUCCUUUCUCUAAAGUAAAAGUCAGAGUGGUGACUUUAAAGGUUUAUCUAAUAGGAAGAAAAUUGUUUGAAAUUAUUGGUGGUAUUGGAUUAUCUCUUAUUUGAUAGUUUUUCAAAACAGCAUAUGAUCUUUGUGGAUGCCGCAGUUAGCUCCUGUAGAUAGGAGACAGUGGCUUUACACUUUGAUUUCUGUCAAUUUGAUUUUAUUCAUUCACUUACUCUAUAAUCUCCACAAGCUUCAAAAUGCUGAUGUUAACAAACCUAUGCUUUGUGUUCUGUGCAAAAGAGGAAGGUGAUACCUUUGUCAAUAAAUAGAGGUUUCAUAUUGUACAGUGCAUGGACUUCCAUAAAAUAGAAAUGAUUAUUAAUACAGGUGUAUGUAUCUGCAUGGGGAACAUUACACAAGGAAAAAGGUAACUAACAGUUACAUAAGUUGUUUUCUUACUUCAUCUGGCCCCACUACAUUUAUUAUCCUUGAGCCCUUUUUCAUUGGAUGAUUUUUUUUGUUGGUUCCUUUUUCUUUCUUUGUUGAGCUACUAAAUUGGUCUGCAAACAUGUUGAGUUCUCUUCAUGGCCCACACUGAAGAAAUACAGUGUUCUGUCAAGGUACUGAAAGCUCUGUUUGAGGAUGACAUUUGUGUGCUCUUCCUAUAGUGUUCAGUGUGGUGCUUUUUGUCUAUCCAUUCAGCCAGAAAUGUUCCUUCAAAGCGAUGAAGAAGAAUCUGUACCAAAAGAUUUCCCCCUAUUGUUCGGUAAUAAUGUGCCUUUCAUUGGAUUGACAAAAUUUACGUAUAUGCAUCAUGUUUGUUGCCAUAGAUAUGUAUUUUCAUUCAUUAGUUUCUCAUUAUGUGGGCAGCAUUGACGAGGCCAGGGUUUACUGCUUACUUAUAUUUGCCCUGGAGAAAGGUGGUGGAAUGCCACCUUCCUGAGUAACAGCAGUCUUCCUGGUGAAGUUAAUCCCACAAUGCUGUUGGAUUUAGACCCAGUUACAAUGGGUCUUAAUAGUAUUUUCACAAAUUAGAAUGGUAUAUGAUUCGGAAGGAAACUUGCAGGUGAUAUUCCCAAGUUCCUUCUCAUUUUUGUUUUCAUUUUGAUGCAGGUCAUCUGUUUGGAAGGUGUUGGUGGAGUAUUGUAAGUGAGUAACUGCAGUGCUGUUUGUACAUAGUACAUGGCAGCUACUGAACAAGAGUGGAAAGAAUGAAUACUUACGAUGGUGAAUAGGUGUCAAUCAAGAGGCUGUUGAAUUCUUUAUAUUGCUAAAAUUGCACUCAUCCAGGGAAGUGGAGGGUACUUCAUCAAUCUGUUGACUUGUGCUCACUUCUCUGAACUUACUUCUUGAGUUCUACUUUUUAGUCAUAUUUACAACUGGUUUGCGAUGAUGUCUCAGCCAAGUGGUCCCAGAAACUCUACUAGGCAUUGGCGAGCAGCUUACUUGUAAGAGUAAUUGUACUGUCAUUCACCCCAUCUAUCGCACUUUUUCUUUUGAAGAAUGCUGCCUGGUCCUGUAGCCUCACUACCAUAUGAAGUGAAUUGAAAUAUUGCAGCUGAAGGUUAGCUUCUAAAAUGAGGGAGAUUCUCACGGAAGUCAAGAUGGAUUGUUUAUUGUCCACUUUUGGUUUAACAUGUUGCAAAUGCUUCAGCGUUGACAUUACAACUUGCAAGCUGGCAACGAUGAUAAAACAGCUGUACUUUAAAAAGGAUUCCCCUUUUCUUUUGAGGAAUGACAGUGCAUGAUGAUGUGUGCAGUCAUUUGUAAUUUGUUUCCAAGAAACCCUGCAAUUAUUUCAGUUGCAGAAUUUGUAACUGCUGACUAAAGCGGAAUUUGAUGUACUUACUAAUUUUUAUGUAAAGUACAGUCAUCAUUUGUUUGUUGCAGUUAAAUUUAGGCCUAUGGUUACAUUAAUACCCACAGCUAAAAAAUAUGGGCAGCUGGAGACAUGGCUAUUUGUUUUAUUUUAGAAGGCUGAAUUAGUCAGUUGCAGUUUAUUUUGAAAGUCACAGUACAAUACAAAACUUCUAUGAACUAAACAUAAGCAAUCUCUGUUCUACAUAUUCCAUGUUCACCACAGCAAACCUGUAAAAACUUAUUGCCUCAUUUCCAAUCAAUACUAUACAAUAUAUCAGUUUCCUUUCUUUCCCAUCUUAGGGAUGACUUAAAUACCCAAAUUUCUAGACUUUAAUUCCUGCAAAGUAAAAAAAAGUUAAAUAAAGAAUAAAGCAGCAAAAAGACUUUCAAAAGCUCCACUUUCUGUCAGAUUCCUGGUGUAUAUGUUCCUUUAAAAACUGUAACCAUUUAUCACUUGCACUUGGCAUCAUCGAAUUUUAUUGAGUGCAUUCAUCAUUCAGCACAACUUGAUGUGAUAAGUCAAAUUGGCAUUUAAUGUAAUAAUAAGCAGCUUCAAGAGAGCAUCUGACAUUUCUUCAAAAUGCAGUAAUGUGAACUUUUAAUUCUCGAGAUCUUGAUAGCUGUCUGAGAGUUACAAUUCUAUACAGUAACUUUUUAUAAAUGUGCAUGUAUAUUGCAUAAUAUCUUUGAAAAUUGCAACAAUUUAUAUAGCACUUUCGACGAAAACAAAAUACCAUAUGGCAUGUCAGAUCAUUAAAAGACACAAUUAACACCAAACAACAUAAGGCAGUAUUAGGAACUUUAGAAGAAAGAUUUAAGGAGAGAUCCUAGAUCUUAUUACUUGUGUACAACAGGGACAUGUUUUUAAAAAAAACAAAAUUGAAGAGAGCUAGAAAUAUCGCCAGGCUGAAGAAAUUCAUAAACAUUAAGAAGGAAAAUCAGGAUGAGAAUUCUGGAUCAGAAGCUAGGAUAGUCUAAUGACAAUAGAGGUGUGAAUUAGGACAGGCUCAGUUUUGAUCUCAGGUUUACAGAGGGUACAUAAAUUGAUUUGAGCAUGAUCUUAAAAUUCUGCAUGGUUAAAAUAUUAUAUUACUAACUUCAACUUAUCAUCUGUUUUUUAUAUUGUAACUUGUAGUAUCUAUAGAUGCAUGAGAACUGAUGAAUAAAAAAAUGAACAAGGUGAAAAGAAAUUUGGAGAUUUUAAUCUAAUUUUCACCUUAGGCAAAAUGAAACAUUUGGUUAAGGAGUAGCACUGGGUGAGUUAAUAGACAGCUAUCAGUUUUCUUUCCAGCCCUACAGGAAGUGAACAAUAACAAUCAUCUCAUAUUCUUGAUAAUUAUUGUUUGUUUGUUUAUUUACUAUUAAUUAAAUAUAUAUAACCAAUAAAAUAAGCAUGCCAGGUGACACCAAGAUUGUGGGCAGCAAAGAAGACUAUCAUGGUUUGCAGCAGGAGCUAGAUCAGCUGGAGAAAUGGGCUGAAAAAAUGGCAAAUGGAAUUUAAUGCAGACAUGUUAGAGGUCUUGCACUUCAGUAGGACCAACCAAGGAGUGCAGUAGAACAAAGGGAUCUAGGAAUACAGGUCCAUAAAUCAUUGAAGGUGAAGUCACAGAUAGAUAGGGUCAUAAAGCUUUUGGCACAUUGGUUGUCAUAAAUCAAAGUAUUGAGUACAGGAGAUGAGAUGUUUUGUUGAAGUUGUAUAAGGCAUUAGUGUGGCUUAAUUUGGAGUAUUGUGUGCACUUUUGGUCACCUACCUACAGGCAAAAUGUAAUUAAGGUUGGAAGAGUACAGAGAAAGUUUACAAGGUUAUUGCUGGGACUGGAGGAUGGAGUUAUAUGGAGAGAUUGAAAGGGUUAGAACUUUAUUCCUUGGAACGUAGAAGAUUGAGAGGAGAUUUGAUGGAGGUUACAAAUUUAUGAGGGGUUUAGAUAGGGUAAAUGCAAACAGGCUUUUUCCACUUGGGUAUGGUGGGACUACAACUAGAGGUCAUGAGUUAAGGGUGAGAGGUGAAAAGCUUAAGGGGAACAUGAGUGGAAACUUUCUUAUCAGAGGGUUGUGAGAGUGUAGAACGAGCUGCCAGCACAUGUGGUGCAUGUGUGCUUGAUUUCAAUGAUUAAGACAAGUUUGGAUAGGUACAUGGAUGGUAGGGGUAUGGAGGGCUAUGGUCCCGAUGCAGGUUGAUGGGAAUAGACAGUUUAAAUGGUUUGACACAGACUAGAUGGGCUAUAGGGCCUGUGUCUGUGUUGUACUUUUCUGGGAUUAUUAUUGUUAUUUAUUUUAUUUAUUUCUUUUUGUAUUUGUUCAGUUUAUUGUCUUUUGCACAUUGGUUGUUUGUCCUGUUGGGUGUGGUCUUUCAUUGGUUCUAUUGUGUUUCUUGUAUUUACUGUGAUAAUCAAUUUACUUAGAACGUUGAUAACUUUGGUCCAUAUUGUUACUUGGAAACUCCAUGGAGUUUUCCCAAUUUCCUACUGGUAACUUUGGAAGCCUUGAAGUUGCUUUGUUAAUGGCCGUUGAGGUCACUUCUUCAGACAUGUCCUGAAGAUGUACUUGUGAAUUCUGGCAACUCUAGCCGAAAUUUUAACUAUCUAAACAUAACUAGCUGAAAAUAAAAAUCAUGUUUUUCCAACUAAUUUUAAAAAUGUAUCAUUAUCAUUAUAAUUAGUGUUUUAUUCUUUAAGAUUAGAUAUAUGAACAAUUUCCUCUUUACAAAGUGCAGUUCUGUUCUUUGCAUAUCAUCAAUGCCAGUAUAGCAAUGCUGGAAGGAAGUGGAUAAUACAUAGAGAGUAAUAUACCAGACAGAAAGUAAUGAGUAACAGUGACAAAACUAAUAGAGCCAGUGCCUUAUUGCUCCAAAGAUCUGGGUUCAAUUCUGAUGUUGUUCUAAUAUUCCUGUGACUAUCUCAAUUUCCCAUUUCCUUCCACCAUCCCAACAAUAUCUGUACUGGUAAAUUACCCUCAGUGUGUUGGUGGAUGGUAAAAGCUGGAGGAAAUCCAAAAUGAAUGUUUGCAGGAAGAAGUAGUAGAUGAAUGGGUUUGCUCUGUUAUCUGCCUUUGAUUCAAUGAACCAAAAUGAGCCCUUGCUAAUGUAAGGAAAUAAAGUAAAUAUGACAUGGUUUUUUGCUCUCAUUUUUACGGCAAAACAGGUCUGAGAAGUGUUUUGCCUUUGAUGAUGACAAAGAUUCUUCAUCCUGAUUGACUGACAAUAUUGAACCAUAAUGAUCAGGGAAAUGAGAAAGUAUUACUACCCAGGAAAUUUCAUUUUCUGAUAGAAGUUUUGAAUUAACGAUUGUAAAAGAACAAUUUCAAGCAUAUUAAUAUAAAUUAUUAAAAAAUGAAAUGUAAUAAUUAUACACGUGUUUUUGUGAGCAAAUGAACUUUAACAUUGAUAGAUAAUAGUACUCUACAUAUGAAGGUUACUUACAAUAGCAGUAGCUAGCAGCUUUAUCUGUGGAUGUCAAAAAUGAAAGCUCAGGUUUACAUUUAGUUUAGAAUAUAAAAAGGCUGAACAGCUUAAAAUGAUGUUUACUGGUAGAAUUGCAAUAUUUUGUUAAGCAGUAGUGUUUUGUAACAUAUGAAUGCAAUUGCAAGUACAGAAAUGCUUCCCCUUUACAACCCACUGUAAAAUUGCUGCAAUCAAAUACAGAGGGUUAUUGCUACUAUCUUCCUCAAGGUGACUUUUUAACAAUGAGCUUCCAGAUCAAAUAUUGAAUUGACUGCACUGUUUUAUGCAUUAAUCUUUGAUACCAUUUUGGAAGACAGAAUGUUGUAGUGAACACACACAAAAUGCUGGAA